Molecule: messenger RNA, 718 nt
Organism: Candidula unifasciata
Lineage: Eukaryota; Metazoa; Mollusca; Gastropoda; Stylommatophora; Geomitridae
Source: the annotation of a GenBank genome assembly
GUAUUUCUCAGCACUAAACGGGGUACCUGGAUCCGGAGUCGUGUGUCGUGCGCGGGCUACCCGUCAGACAUGCUGAAUUCCUCAAGACUGUGGGAACGCGUUUUCGACAUCGUGCCAUCUUUGGGUGACUGGCUGAAACAACGGAAGAUGAAUAAAAGAAUCAAUCAUGAUCUAUACAGGCUUCGGCCAAAUUUCGGCCCCUCCAGCCAAUCGCCGCUGCUCAAUGAUGACCUGCCCAACAGGAUCAUCUGUGGGUCCAUCCAGAUCAAGACAGACAUCCAGCGGUUCACCAGCACAGGGGUGGAGUUUGUGGACGGGACAUUUGAGGACAACAUUGAUCUGGUCAUCCUAGCCACCGGCUACUCCUUGAGUUUUUCUUUCAUUGAGAAGAAGGUGAUUGAUGUGAACGACAACCAUGUGCAGCUGUACAAGUACAUGUACCCUCCGGAGCUCCAGCAUCAUACCCUGGCCAUCAUCGGUUGUAUCCAGCCGCAUGGAGCCAUUAUGCCGAUCUCGGAGCUACAGUGUAGACUGGCGACUCGGGUGUUGAAGGGUAACGUGGUGCUUCCUUCAAAGGAUGACAUGUGGAAAGACAUAAGAAGCAAGAAGAUUGCAAUAGCUAAGCGGUAUAUCAAGUCUCGUAGACACACAAUUCAAGUUAGCUAUAUCCAUUUUAUGGAUGAGCUAGCCCGGCUGGUUGGAUGUUCUGUGGAUUACU